Vittaforma corneae ATCC 50505 is the source of this 393-nucleotide messenger RNA. RefSeq lists its product as uncharacterized. The record is from RefSeq and is a predicted model, not a curated record. Lineage: Eukaryota; Fungi; Microsporidia; Nosematidae. The transcript has a single exon. The coding region runs from base 1 to 393 and encodes 130 amino acids.
AUGCGUCUGGGGGGUCCCCCGACAGAUGUAGAUGCCGCAGAGCAGACCUCUGACAACGAGGACACAGCCAGCACCAGCUCGCUGUCGAAUGAGGUGGGGCAUGUUGAAGACAGCUGUGUGCCUGAACUAGAAACCAGCCACCAGCCCCGCAGGCCUGCUGAGUUUAAGCUGAAGGGCUACUCCGAUCUGAGUGUAGACUCAAUUGACCUCUAUGUCAGAAGACUUCGUCUGAAAAAUCCCAAGAUGUCGAAGGAGGAGGAAAAGGCGAUAAACAAGAUACGGAAGGAUGCUAUCAAGACCAUGAACAGGGAGCGAAGAGUGCGACGAGUUGAGAGGAAGGAAGAGUACAAGGCCAAGAAUGCCAAGAGAAAACGGAACUAUUUUAACAAGUAG